This is a messenger RNA of Contarinia nasturtii (swede midge), 1130 nucleotides long. RefSeq lists its product as uncharacterized. The transcript has 2 exons. NCBI's taxonomy places the organism in Eukaryota, Metazoa, Arthropoda, Insecta, Diptera, Cecidomyiidae. The record is from RefSeq and is a predicted model, not a curated record. The coding region runs from base 70 to 957 and encodes 295 amino acids.
CCUGACAACACUCACUACAUUUAGUACGUUUCAGUAAAAUUGGUACGUAAAAUUUCUCAACGAAAAAUAAUGAAGGUGCUUUUAUUCUUGUCAUUCGUGGCAAUAUUUGAUCAGUUUACGUUGAUAAGAUGUGUUAAAAUCGCAGCUGAUAGUCCAGCCUUUACAACAUUAUUGGAUAAAUUGAUACCAAAACUAAAGAUAGUCGACGCGUCCAAAGAUUGGGAUCAAGCAUUGAAACCACUCUUCAAACUUUCUAGUCAUAUUAUAAACGAUGGUUCAAAUGAUUCAUUUUACUGGGUAAACGGUGAUCCAAAUGCCAACGUCUUUUUCAAUCGUACAAAAAUAUUGGCUCACAUCCCCAGUACCAGUCCCUAUCAAACAUUUCGCUCCGUGUUGAGCGAUUAUAUCAGAGAUCUUAACAUAAAUCAUAGAUCGGUUUGCCAGCGUCAUAUUUUUAUUUUCAAUACAUUUCUAAAUGAACCAAAAGCCAACGAUACAGACGGUUACUUAAAAGCGUUAAACAAAUUUAGCAAUACCAAAUCAAUCAAACCAAAACACCUUCAAACAAUUUAUGAAGCAUUACCCGGUAUGAGUCAGAGCCAUAAUACCGCAUUCAAUGAAUUGAAGGAGAAAAUAGCAUCCGUAAUGGCAAUCAGGAAGGAUUAUUUGGCUGCCGAAAAUGCACUCUACGCAACAGUUACAGGCAAAUUCAUUGGAAAGUUUAAAACCGAAGAAUAUGAGCCGGAGAGAGUCGAUGUAUUACUUUCGGCAAUUAAUGAAGUAAAACAAAAGUUCAAGACAUUGAACAAACCGCUUCAGGAAGCUGUUGAUAUUUUGGAGGUUUAUAUUUUGAAUAGAAUGAAAUGGUCGGAAGUGUUGAUGGAUGUUAAAUUUUUUAAUCGACCGAAAAAAACAUUUUUUGAAAAAUUUUGUUUUCUUUUACCAAAGAUGCCAUGAAAAAACAUCAGCUACAAAUAUUGACGGGUAUUUUUUUUAAACAUGUGUUUUGUGAAGAUUAUUGCCACUCAAUUGCUCUGUGAAAAAAUAUCAUGACUCAUGACUCAUGUUUAUUGACAAAAUAAAAUAAUAAAAUGUCUUACAUCCGUAAGAUGAACUUUUCCGCACUGUGA